CACACACACACAGACGCUCUCUCUCUCCUAUCACUCCUAUGAGUGUGUCACACACAACUACCGCCUCAGGAGGACAGAAACAGAGAGCAGCUCCACGACUGCUGAAGUCUGUCCAGAUGUGACGGUUCGUUUUUUGAGCGGUUUUGAAUGCUUCGUUAACGUUACUGAAUCUCUACUCAGAGAAAAACUAAGUUACUGCUAUGAGGCUUGUUUUAGUUUUUAAACUGAAUAAACUAGUCUCUUAGCUUUAUUGAGGAAUACUGGAGAAGGUUUCUCCACACGGGGGGUGAGGUUUGGCGAGUUUUCAUCCAGAAUUUCCUCCUCCUGAUGGACUUUCCCCCUCAGUGAUCCGCUGAGUGUCGUGUGACCGUUAGCUGAGCCGAGUCUGUGAGCUGACUCAGAGCGGAGAUGUGGAGGAGAGCAGACCGCGCUGCCCGGCUUUCAGCACCGUGAUUAGGGGCUGAACUCGGACCUGAGCGGAGGCUCCACACCCCCAUAACUCCAGAACACGGUUACGGUGUUCAGUGAAGAUAUGAGAGAUACUCACUAAUGCGAAGCUGGACGGGUUUUCGGUUACCGGACGAAGCACGAAGAGUUUUUUAAACCGCAGCGCUGGAAACGGAGGGACUUCAGUAUCAACGUUACCGUUGAUGACUCCAGUUCACACACCUGUAAAGGUUUCUACUUCCUGUGCCAUAGCCACACCAUGCCUGAGGGAGCGGGCCGGGAAAACCAGAAGAAGUUCAGCAACCAAGCUGCUAAACGGCCCUCCUCCGUCUCCUCUCUGAGUGGGAUUGUGAGCCGGAUGGCUUCGUCAGGGGGCGCGUCCCGUGGGAGCUGCACCUCCGUCAACACUGUGUGUUCGGACAGCGACCGUGCGGCCAGCCUCAGCUCCUCAGCCUCCUCCGCCUCGUUGCAGGACGCACACUCCUCCUCCUCCUCUUCCUCUCUGCCCUAUGGAGCCGUGCCCGCCUACACCUGCCCCCAGCGCCAGGGCUCCGACAUCAGCCUGGACCUCACGCCCCUGUCCCUGCUGCCCGGAGCCACGCCCUCCACACCACUGCCCAAACUGUCCCGCCUGCAGAGGGUGGCGCUGGAGAUCGUAGAGACAGAGCAGGCCUAUGUGAGGGACCUAAAGAGCAUAGUGGAGGACUAUCUGGGAUGCAUCAUUGACUGUGGAGACCUGCCACUCAAACCAGAGGAGGUCAGCACCCUAUUCUGCAAUAUAGAGGACAUCUAUGAGUUCAACAGUGAUCUUUUGGAAGACCUGGAGCGCAGCUCUCAUGCAGCAGCUAUAGCCGAAUGCUUUGUGGAGAGGAGUGAAGCCUUCGAUAUCUACACCAUCUAUUGCAUGAAUUAUCCCAACUCUGUAGCUGUGCUCAGGGACUGCAUGAAGAACGAAUGCCUGGUGCGCUUCUUCCAGGAGAGGCAGGCCACCCUCUGCCACUCCCUGCCCCUGGAGACCUAUCUGCUGAAGCCUGUGCAGAGGAUUCUCAAGUACCACCUACUGCUGCAGGAGCUGUCCAAGCACUUUGACAAAAGUGAUCCAGGAUAUGAGGUGGUGGAGGAUGCCAUCAUCACGAUGACAGCAGUGGCCUGGUACAUUAAUGACAUGAAGAGGAAACAGGAACAUGCUGUUAGACUCCAGGAAAUUGAGAGUCUGUUGCUGAACUGGACUGGUCCUGACCUCAGUGGGUUUGGAGAGCUUGUUCUGGAAGGUUCCUUUCGGGUCCAACGAGUGAAAAAGGAGAGGGCCUUCUUCCUCUUUGACAAGAUGCUGCUUAUUGCAAAAAAGAGGCUGGAUCAUUUCAUCUACAGUACACAUAUUUUUUGCUGUAACUUGCUCCUAGUUGAAAAUAUGAAGGACCCUCUCUGUUUUAAAGUGUCAGAUCAGACAAUACCCAAACAGCAGCACAUUGUUCAGGCUAAAAAUCAAGAGGAGAAGCGAUUGUGGCUGCACUACCUCAAGAGACUAAUAGUGGAAAACCAUCCUGCAUCUCUACCACAGAAGGCAAGGCAGGUUCUUGGUGAUACUUUUUGUCAAUCUCCACAGUUUGAGCAAGAACCAAACCGCAAGCCGGCCCCUUCUCCUCGGUUGGAUGAUGCCCAUGGUUUUCACAGAGGAAGAAGGCAAUCAGAACCCCCAGAGUUCAUUUAUACUCCCGAGAAGGCCAGGAAAGGUUUGCCGCUUCUUCUGGAAGGGAAUGUGACAUACCGCCGUGGUCGUAGACAGUCAGCUCCUGCCAAGGAUAUAGAAGCAGCAUUUCAAGGUGGUGAGUGACCUUUUUUGUAUGUGUGUUGGAAAGUAGAGAC
This is a messenger RNA of Astyanax mexicanus (Mexican tetra), 2313 nucleotides long. RefSeq names its product pleckstrin homology domain containing, family G (with RhoGef domain) member 2. Bases 707 to 2281 code for a protein of 524 amino acids. Gene Ontology annotation, molecular function: guanyl-nucleotide exchange factor activity. The record is from RefSeq and is a predicted model, not a curated record. The transcript is spliced from 15 exons. NCBI's taxonomy places the organism in Eukaryota, Metazoa, Chordata, Actinopteri, Characiformes, Acestrorhamphidae.